This is a messenger RNA of Solanum dulcamara, 2292 nucleotides long. RefSeq lists its product as uncharacterized. The record is from RefSeq and is a predicted model, not a curated record. Bases 137 to 1834 code for a protein of 565 amino acids. The transcript has 16 exons. Gene Ontology annotation, molecular function: protein-lysine N-methyltransferase activity. Gene Ontology annotation, biological process: peptidyl-lysine monomethylation. Lineage: Eukaryota; Viridiplantae; Streptophyta; Magnoliopsida; Solanales; Solanaceae.
AUAACAAUGGGUGCAUUAUUAACUUGGAAAAAGUUCAGGGUAGAUUACUUCACCUAAUUUCUUUAUCAAGGCCCUUUACACGACAAUUUUGUCUCCUUCGAAGAGCGACACAGAAGCUUGAACAGUGUUUUCGGCAAUGGCGACUCCUGAAGAAACUAAGCUUGACCAGUUUCUUCAAUGGCUAGAGUUGAACAGAGCAGAACUACGUGGUUGUAGAAUCAAAUACAGUGAUUCCAGUAAAGGGUUUGGAAUUUUCUCAUCUAAUCAUGCAUCUGAUGGGAUACUACUGGUGGUUCCAUUAGAUUUGGCUAUAACUCCAAUGAGGGUACUUCAGGAUUCUCUUCUUGGACCUGAAUGUAGGGCUAUGUUCGAGGAAGGGGAAGUAGAUGACAGACUCUUGAUUACCUUAUUUCUAACCGUGGAACACCUACGAGAAAACUCUUCAUGGAAGCCGUACUUUGAUAUGCUUCCAACCACAUUUGGAAAUCCACUUUGGUUUUCUGAUGACGAGCUUUUAGAGCUUAAAGGAACCACAUUGUAUCGGGCUACUCAGUUGCAGAAAAAAACAUUGCAGUCUUUAUUUGAUGAAAAGGUGAAGAGGUUGGCUGAGAAGCUUUUAACUCUCGAUGGACAUCCGGAAAGAGAUGUAAAAUUCGAAGACUUCCUUUGGGCAAACUCCAUAUUUUGGAGUCGAGCACUAAAUAUCCCUUUUCCGCGCUGCUAUGUAUUUCCUAUGGAUUCAGAAGGACAAGAUAGUGCCAUUUCUGGCAAAAUCGUCAAUUCUGCAACACAAACUAAUGGUGGCGGCAGUUUAUCUAAUAGAGAGUCUGCAAAAGUACCGGAAUAUGAUUCACUUCAAGAUAAAGUUGCUUCUACUGCUUCCAUUUCACAAGGAGAGAUAGUUUGGGUGGAAGGUCUGGUCCCAGGCAUCGAUUUUUGCAACCAUGAUUUCAAAGCUGCAGCAACAUGGGAAGUUGAUGGAACAGGAGCGACAACUGGAGUUACUUUCUCCAUGUACCUUCUUUCUGCUGGAGAAAAUCCUUCCAUGAUUGAGAAAGAGAUAUCAAUUAGCUAUGGUAACAAGGGAAAUGAGGAACUGCUGUACCUGUAUGGAUUCGUCAUUAAUGAUAAUCCUGAAGACUAUCUCAUGGUUCAUUAUCCUGUGGAAGCUAUUCAAAACGUUGAUUUCUCAGAGUCCAAAGCUCAACUUCUUGAAGCACAGAAAGCUGAAUUGAGAUGUCUCUUACCAAGAAGUUUGCUAAAUCGUGGAUCUUUCCCUCCAUCCAACUCAUCUGUGGAAGACAAAGAUAAAUCCGUCAGUAGUCAAGUUUGCAAUUAUAGUUGGAGUGGUCAGCGAAAGACGCCCUCUUACUUGCAUAAGCUAGUUUUUCCUGCAGACUUUUUGAAUGCAUUGAGAACAUUAGCAAUGAAAGAAAAUGAGCUUUAUCGUGUUUCUUCCCUACUUGAGGAGCUUGUUGGAUCUGGAGGAGAAAGGCAGCCAACUGACACAGAAGUUCAAGCAGCAAUAUGGGAGGCUUGUGGAGAUUCUGGAGCUUUACAACUUCUUGUUGAUCUGCUUAACAUGAAGAUGUUGGAUCUGGAAGAAGGUUCAGGAACAGAGGAUAAUGACACUGAAUUACUUGAGAAAGCCUGCACCGUGGAAACCCCAGAAGAUUGUGGAGUAUCCAGGACCAGUGACAUUGCCCAGAAUCAUUUGCUGAGCAGAAAUAAGCAAUCUAGCAUAAUAUACCGGCGGGGGCAGAAACAACUAACUCGUCUCUUCCUGAAGGAAGCAGAGCACGCAUUACAAUUAGCAUUGACCGAGGAACUCUAGAUAAUUCUAACCCGAGAUUUUACAUUGUGCAAGAUAGCCUGAUUAGGAAAAGACAAGAGAGCCUGCAUUUCAGGUAGCAUUUUCUGACGGAAUCUUAGAUGUAUACCCAAGAUUUUGAUAAUUAUCUUGCUUGUAGAGUUAAGCCUUGACAGAUAGAGUUAUGUUGUACUUGUGCUGGUGAGAGCGAAUUGGUUCUAGUUAGAUAUUAUUGGUUUUUUCUGAGUCUUCAAUUAGGAAAGAACAGUACUAAGUUUAUAAAUAUCAAAUCAACCAAAUAAUUACAGAAUGAGGGAAAUUUUCUUCAUAUUGAAGUCGAGAUUCUUGUUAGCAACUUGUUGAUAUCUCGAAGAAAUUAUCAGUAUAUUUUCCUGAUAUAUUUUAUUAUAGAUGGGUCAAUUCCUUCAAACAAGUGUUGAAAUAGACUCUUGGGUAGAAAUGAAUUUCUUCUAUUUAGAUUU